UGUACUGUAGAUGACUCGUUCGAGUGAUGGACUCGUUAGGUUUAAAUUAGGUCAAGUUGUGAUUUUUUUUUUGUUUUUUUUUAAGGUUUAGGUUUUUUGUUUGACUCAAAAGCUGAGAAAGGUGGUGGAGAAGGUGAAGAACAACCCAAGUUAGAUCUGAAGAAUUCUCCAAAGUUUUCAACUUUUUAUCAAAGGGUUCUCAAUUAUGCUUUGAAUUUCUUGAAAUUCUCUCACAAUGUCUCCUCGCCCUACUUUUUGCAAGCUCAUUCUUCCUACAACCCUUCAAUCUAGGCAAUUGAGGAUUCCGGAUAAUUUUCUGAGAAAACAUGGGGCGCAACUUUCGACUGCUGCCACCAUCUCUGUUCCUGACGGCACCGUCUGGCGUCUAGGAUUGAAAAAAAUCGACAACAAACUUUGGUUCGUCGAUGGCUGGCAAGAUUUUGUUCAACGCUACUCCAUUGGUAUUGGAUACUUUCUAGUAUUCACGUAUGAAGGGAAUUCAUGUUUCGUCAUUCAUAUCUUUAACAUGGGUAGUGCGGAGUUAAACUAUCAAUCCGCCAUGAGAGGCCGUAACGAAGGGCCUUGCUAUUCAAAUUAUCAUCCUCUAUUUAGCGAAAUGGAAGAUGUCGACUCCCUUGAGUUUCUGAGUCCGUCGCCUUCAAACCAUAGUUCUGGUGUAUUGCAAGAGAAGGUUUUCCCUGGAUCUGUGGAUCAACUAACACCAGGGAAGAAUCAUACUCCAUCGUUGCAUAAUUUGUUUAAUGGCGGGUCUAAACUCAACCGCGUUAACUGGGGAGAUAUUGAUGGCACUCUUUCUUCAAAGGUUGCCAUUCAGUCAACCAGAGAUAUAGGUGUUCAGUUCAAUGCUAGUGAGUUCAAAAAGUCUACAGAAGAAGUGAAAAUCCGCUAUUCUAACGAGGAAGGGCUUAAUAGUAGUGAUACUAAAAAAUCUUCAAGAAAGAAGCGGAAAUCAGAUCCGAGUGCACAGGAAGGCUCUUCUGCUGAAAAUGAGGAGGACGCAGAUUCGCGCUAUCGGUUCUAUGAAAGUGCGUCUGCAAGAAAAAGAACCGUAACAGCAGAAGAAAGAGAAAGGGCAAUUAAUGAAUCUAAAACAUUUGAACCAACUAAUCCUUUCUGUCGAGUUGUGCUGCGACCCUCCUAUUUAUAUAGGGGAUGUAUAAUGUAUUUGCCUUCUUCCUUUGCAGAAAACAAUUUGAACGAGGUUUCAGGAUUCAUUAAACUUCUGGGCCCCACUGGGAAAGAAUUUCCCGUUCGCUGUCUUUAUAGAGGUGGCCGAGCAAAGUUAAGCCAAGGAUGGUAUGAAUUUACAGUAGAGAACGGUUUAGGGGAAGGAGAUGUCUGUGUUUUUGAGCUGCUUAGAAGCAGAGAGGUAGUGCUGAAAGUUACUUUGUUUCGUGUUCGCGAGGAUGAAACAGGGUUAUUUGACCCUUCUACGCUGGUGAGCCAAAAUGUGAGCCAUGCAAAACUGCUGAACCCUCACUUGCAGCACCGUGUCAGCGUCACCAAACUGAUUAAAAAUUAGCAGGGAGAGUUAAGUCCUUCUGAUAGACUAUACAGUUUCUGUCUAGUAGUUUUUACUUCUUCUGAGUGAUCCUGGUAUUCUCUGGUUUAUUCAGUUUGGAACUUUGAUGAUUUACAUGUCCAUAGCCAACUUUGAACUUAGUUAUGGUAGUUUUGAUAUGGAUAUUUUGUUUUCGACUUGGAUUGUAAAUAGACUGUUCAAUCUAUUUAAUCAUAAACUGAGUCGAAACGCUUAUCCUAGCGCUUUAUUUUUUGGUAUGUCCUGGUGUAGACUUUUUGGGUUUAACUUUCUUUGGAUCUGUUUGUAGUUUCACCUGCAUGAAUAUAAUGACUCAGUUACUGUGUUUUUUUUAA
Messenger RNA from Vicia villosa (hairy vetch), 1896 nucleotides. RefSeq names its product B3 domain-containing transcription factor VRN1-like. Lineage: Eukaryota; Viridiplantae; Streptophyta; Magnoliopsida; Fabales; Fabaceae. The transcript has 4 exons. Gene Ontology annotation, molecular function: DNA binding. Bases 236 to 1543 code for a protein of 435 amino acids. The record is from RefSeq and is a predicted model, not a curated record.